This is a messenger RNA of Closterium sp. NIES-65, 546 nucleotides long. The record is from the annotation of a GenBank genome assembly. NCBI's taxonomy places the organism in Eukaryota, Viridiplantae, Streptophyta, Zygnematophyceae, Desmidiales, Closteriaceae.
AUGCAGGGCACGGCAUGGGAUGGCCCGUGGGGUACCAUGCAGGGCACGGCAUGGGAUGGCCCGUGGGGUACCAUGCAGGGCACGGCAUGGGAUGGCCCGUGGGGUACCAUGCAGGGCACGUCAUGGGAUGGCCUGUGGGGUACCAUGCAGGGCACGGCAUGGGAUGGCCCGUGGGGUACCAUGCAGGGCACGGCAUGGGAUGGCCCGUGGGGUACCAUGCAGGGCACGGCAUGGGAUGGCCCGUGUGGUACCAUGCAGGGCACGGCAUGGGAUGGCCCGUGGGGUACCAUGCAGGGCACGGCAUGGUAUGGCCCGUGGGGUACCAUGCAGGGCACGGCAUGGGAUGGCCCGUGGGGUACCAUGCAGGGCACGGCAUGGGAUGGCCCGUGGGGUACAAUGCAGGGCACGGCAUGGGAUGGCCCGUGGGGUACCAUGCAAGGCACGGCAUGGGAUGGCCCGUGGGGUACCAUGCAGGGCACGGCAUGGGAUGGCCCGUGGGGUACCAUACAGGGCACGGCAUUAUAUCGACCGCAUCGCAUCAAGUAG